Messenger RNA from Manis javanica (Malayan pangolin), 795 nucleotides. The record is from RefSeq and is a predicted model, not a curated record. NCBI's taxonomy places the organism in Eukaryota, Metazoa, Chordata, Mammalia, Pholidota, Manidae.
GGGGGCGCGGGUCUGCGGCGGCCCCUCGGCAGACAGCUGCGGCGCGGCGGUGAGGGCCGGCGGCCCGGGGGCGGAACGCCCCCUCCGCGCACCCCCCAGCGGGGCCCCCGGGGCUUCCUCGGCGGGGAGGGGGGGCCGCCGCCUUCUGGGGAGGAGGCCUUCCAGGCCCUCCGCGGCCGCAGGAGGAUCUCCCAGGAACCUUGGGAAAGGACUUGCCUGCAGUUUGGCUCGUCUUCCUCGCUGUUCGGAAGCUGCUUCGCUCCUCCUAGAGCCAGAAAAGAAGAGGUUUGGAGGCGGGGCUUCCCAACUCGUGCAUCCACUCGUGCCCGCUCUGGACCGUGCGCGCGCCAGGCCCCGGGACUCCAGCUGGAGAGGCUUGCACUGACAGGCAUGAGGUUCCGGUUCUGUGGUGAUCUGGACUGCCCCGACUGGGUCCUGGCAGAGAUCAGCACGCUGGCCAAGAUUUCCUCCGUGAAGCUGAGGCUGCUGUGUAGCCAGGUGCUGAAGGAGCUUCUGGGACAGGGGAUUGACCACGAGAAGAUCCUGAAGCUCACGGCCGACGCCAGGUUUGGUGAGUAUCCAGCCCCCAGCCCUCUGGGUGACCAUGGGUACUUGGCCUGGGGCCUGGCACGGAGGCCCCUGCUCCCAGCAGCCCACCCUCCUCUCACCACCUGCCCCUGCCCCAGGAACUACACUUCCCGGCAGGCGCUGGAGCGGCACCACGGCUCCCAGCGUGCUCCCGAGAGCGGCAACGCCCCUGGCUCCAAGCCGAGGGGCUGCAGGUUAGGGCUCUAG